Messenger RNA from Cephus cinctus (wheat stem sawfly), 4527 nucleotides. RefSeq names its product protein phosphatase 1 regulatory subunit 3C (gene Gbs-70E). NCBI's taxonomy places the organism in Eukaryota, Metazoa, Arthropoda, Insecta, Hymenoptera, Cephidae. Gene Ontology annotation, biological process: regulation of glycogen biosynthetic process. Gene Ontology annotation, molecular function: glycogen binding; protein phosphatase 1 binding. The transcript is spliced from 4 exons. The coding region runs from base 534 to 1628 and encodes 364 amino acids. The record is from RefSeq and is a predicted model, not a curated record. Gene Ontology annotation, cellular component: protein phosphatase type 1 complex.
ACCAGAAGAGCCGGGCGAAAAAACCACAGUUGGCGAUGCCGGCUAGUGUUGUGAGGUCCGUUGAGCCUCUCGCGCUCUAAUUUAAAUUGUCACCACACGGACGGACUUUUAGUAAUCAUCUAAACGCGACACAAUAAACACCCUCGCUAUGAGUAACGUGUGAGAAAGUAAAAGGCUUUUGCUAGCCAUUCGCGGUAAAGUCUUCCUUGAAAAACGUUAAAGAUCUUUUCUUCUUCUAAUUUCUUUUUUCUUUUAUCCUUCUGUACUUGUAAUUUAAUUUAAUUGGAGACUGUUUAUACGAUCUAUAAAUCUUCGUGCGCGUUCAAGUUUAGCUAAAAGCUCAAAGGAUGUACCGGUGAGAGAAAUAAUCGUACGAUUCUCUGAGGAUCGUUGACCGUUUAUUACGAAGAAGUAUAUUAAUUAUUAAGAUUGUGCGUCGAUUUAUACGAAGAGGGAAGAGUACACGAAGAGAAUACACCGUGGGAAUCAAAUUUUUUACCUUUGGAAUUUUUCUUCUGCAAUAACAAGUCUUAAUGUGUUCAAUAGCCAUGCCAUCCGAACUUAUUCUGGGGCACAGUCCUCCGGUCUACAGUUCCUUACUGUACAGUCCUCUGGUGGUCACCGCACCUACGGUCAACACCAGAUCUGUACCACCUAGGAUAAGACCAUGCUUGUCGACUGGUUCUCUGCCGUUGAACAGUCUGCAGAACAACAAGCAAAAGAAGAGGGUGGUCUUUGCGGACGAUCGCGGCCGUCCGUUAACACAGGUACGCGUGAUGUCCGAACCCAGCAACGUACCGCCAUUGUGGACAAGUGCCUAUCUAGCUGGUGUGACGAGAGGUGUCAAAGCAGAGGCCGUCGCGACGCCCUGGGCGCCGACGUUCCUUCAACCCGCGAGCGACUAUCUAGCCUUUCGUAAGAAGCUGGACCUGGAUGCUGUCAGUCUGGAGAACGUCAUAGUACGCGAGGCCGAACAGUGUCUGGUCGGUACUGUCAAGGUCAAGAAUUUGGCUUACGACAAGGAGGUCAUCGUCAGGGUUAGCAGCGACUCUUGGGUGUCGCACGAGGAUGUUUACUGCACGUACGUCGAGCAACCUGGGACACCGCAGGCGGCGCUUGUUCUCUACGACACCUUCCGCUUCCGGCUGACCCUACCUGUCAAAUCGGACAAGAUCGAGUUUUGCGUUCGUUAUUGCAUCGACGGCAAGGAGUACUGGGACAAUAACGGGGGGACGAAUUACGUCGUGCGAAAGAAACAGGAGAUACUUGCGAGCAACGUGAAUUCGCUGUGCCAAAAACCUAUUGACGGGCUGCUGCCAUUGUUCGCAGACCUGAUUAUUAUUCCACGGAAGGAUCCUUAUCCACGUAAUCCUUAUCAAACUUUAUUCCGCUGUCAUGAAUAUUUCGUUCUUAGAAAACUACUUGAAAUUGUUUCGUAUACCACUUUCCUAAUAAUAAUCAUAUGUCCUCACUUCCUUCAGCUCCUUCUUAUGCUUCGUGAUAACGCUGCUACCAUUACUACCGAUAUCACGGCUGUUACUAUUUACUACUGCUACUAUCAUCACUGGAUAUCAUUGCUGAUACUACACUGGAUCGCUGCUCGUCCUCUUCUUCACGUUCCACGCUAACUUUAAGCUACAGCCACACUGAGUGAGUGUUCGUUAAAUGUAGGUGGUCGUAGAUCAUGCGAACGACUGUGGACGGGGCGAGAAAGGCAGAUAGAGAGAAAGAGAUAGAGACAGAGGAUGAAGGCAAUAAGGGAGUAAUGUCACUAUAAAUUAUAUCGAACGUACGCUCUGUCUCUCUCUCUCUCUCUCUCUCUCUCUCUCUCUCUCUCUCUCUCCCUUUCUUUCUUAUACUGUCUGUCGUAUCCUCUUGUAUUAUUAUCACGUGCGUAAAAGUGCCUACGGUUAUUGUUUCCUGUUGAGAAGUGAUCUUGUACACGAGGAGGAUGGAGAAAAAUUGGUAUCGACGGAGACAAUUUUCUAAAACCAAACUACAAGCUUUCCCAUUAUCUGUGACGAUGCAGAAUAAACAACUUUUGUUCAUCCUCCUUAUCGAUCUUGUUACAAUCACGUGCGUCAUUAGGGAUGCGUCGAAGCGAUUGAUAAAAAUUGUAUACUGUACCUAAUAAUUGUUGUAUAUACUUUGGAGAAACGAGGGAGUCUCAUAUCACGGGAAUAAGGACUUUUGAUCGAGGGAGCGAUUAACUGAAAUAACCUUCAACUGUCCCGGGUUACAUUUUAUCAAUUAUUCCUCUUUUCAUCUUUAUACAUACACAUAUAUAUAUAUAUAUAUAUAUAUAUACGUAAUUAUCUUAUCUCUUUAUUGUUAUUAAUAUUUAUCGGUGCUACUGUUACGUCCUCGCUCGCGUUGUACAUAAUUAUAUGGGCGUGCACGUUGAAUUUAAUUGAGAUUUUGUAUUCUUAUUCCAGCGGGCUGUCGUUAUACGUAAUCGUGAAUUAUUUCGGAGCACCGGAUAUAUAUUUGGAUAUGUCCAAGUAAAGUAACGUGGGCAAUUUGGUAAAGCUCAAGUUCCCAAGGAUUUACGUCAUCGGUCAGAAUUUACAAGCGACAGCGUCUCUCUUUUCUCUUAUUUUUUUUAUAUUCUUUUAAUCGUAUCCUUUAUUACUUCCUCUCCUUUGGGAAGGAAUCCAAGAGACGCGUGUACGCGGAUACGAGCACGCUCAAAUCAAUGUAGGGGCUAUUCGUGAAUUCUCGAAUCUGUUGCGGUCUAGAAGAUUGUACAUACAUAUAGAUAUACAGUGAUACGUUUCUGUGGCCGAUGAUGCUGGCUAAGAAAAGGGAAAAGAAAAAAGACGAAAUAAAUAAGGUUGAAGACAGAAGCUUAUAUUUCUAAGGAACUUUGAUCAUCGCGCUCACGAAACGUUUUUCGGUGAUGUAGCCUUAUCACGUGACUCGAGGCGGAAUCCCAAUUUUUCAGUAACAUUUUUAUCUUCGACCCAGUCAAUGAAACCCAUUCAUCCCUCGGUCGUCAAUCAUCGUCAAAUCUGCAUUACGCCCCUCCCCAAUUUUAACCUGCCUGUCAAUUUGGCAGAUACAAGCCUCUGUACUAGCGUAAGACUAUAUAAGCUCGCUCGUCAUCUUGAAAAUAUAAAAGGUCGUAGGUUAUGUAAGUCAUACAUCGUAUCACGUUCCGACGCACAAGUCCUACAGUUCCGCUGCCAAGUCAAAGUUCCCUGUCGGUGAGUUGUAUUUUCAAAAGAAAAAGAUAGAACAUAUACAGGAGAUUGGUUCCUUCGUUAAAUGCGAAUUUUCACAUAAUUUGGACUUUUUAGUAAACAUUUUUCUUUACCUUAGUCAGUUAUCUCUGUCUUUUUUGUCGUCGGUCCGUUCGAAAGAAAAUCACCGACCGGGAAUUCGUGCCGUCGGUACGAUGCAUUACUAUUACCAUUAUUAUUGUUAUUAGCUGCCGCUGUUCGUUCAUUAUCCCUAUUACCGUUGUUAUAUGUUUUAUCGUUACUGUUAACACCCGUUCCCGGAACGUAGAGAGAUAAACCGAGCUUUGGGGAACGAGAGAAAAUCGACGAAGAAGCUUCGCGUGGAAAGUCCUCCGUAAGGUUUAAAGAGAUCGAAUUGCGUGACCCUUGGAAGUCGCGAAGCUUGUUAAGUGCGAGAGGCACGUGAGACGUUCGGUUGUGUAAAGCGAAUGAGAACGCGAGAGACUGAUAAGCGUAAAAUCAAAGUGUAUCGAGAGAAAUGGAUGUUGAGAGAAAAAACGAUGGAAAGUAAAGAGAAGGAGAAACGGAAAUAAUGCGUAAGAGUAUUGUAUUCCUGCGAUAUUUAUUUUUAUACCCGAGCGUAUGUUAGACAGCCACGUGUAUAUAUGUGAGAAUGCCCGACUAAUUGGAGCGUGUAAAAAAGUGUAUGCCUGUAUUUAUUUCUAUUGACAAUAUGCGAAUCAGGAUAUUAUAUGUAAUGUAUGUGUAAGGCCUUACGAGAAUCUGUCUUCCAUUGGGGCUGCUCGAGCAAAGCCAGAACAGAGUGAAAGGAAUUGGACGUGUCGGAUUGGAUGUUGAAAUGAAAAAUUUGAAAAGUGACGCUUGGUAAAGGACGAAUUUGAUAUGCCGAGGAGCUUAUCAAAUUCGGGCAUUUACAUACGUGAAAUCUUGGCUCGGGUCAUGGAUCUCGCUAGUGAUCCUAAUCGUGGCUUCCGUAGUUUCUAAGGCACGAGGAGUGAUUAUACAAGGUUAGAUUAGAUUAGGAUUAGUCGUGAUAAUGGAAAAAGGGAAAAAAGGCGAUCGUUAUUUGAAAGUCAAUACGUCCGUGAAAAUUUUUUUUUUUCCGUUUUGGCUUCUUCGCUUCUCUCGCUCGCGGCACGAGCAAGUCGUAAACUCGCGAAUACUCUUGUCUUAGAGAGCCGUAAGACUGAAUAGCUUACCUUGUAAUAAUGUUAAUUAAUACGACUAUAAAUAUGUAAAUAAUAAGGCUAACACUUAAAAUCAAAUUGAAAGAAGAAAGGUCGUUAAGCUCUUGUAAAUAUAGAUGCGGUAUCUUCUUGGCGUU